This is a messenger RNA of Vitis vinifera (wine grape), 1611 nucleotides long. Its product is annotated as actin-like. Bases 131 to 1264 code for a protein of 377 amino acids. Gene Ontology annotation, cellular component: cytoplasm. The record is from RefSeq and is a predicted model, not a curated record. Lineage: Eukaryota; Viridiplantae; Streptophyta; Magnoliopsida; Vitales; Vitaceae. The transcript has 5 exons.
GCAUUUGCAGGAACGCCACCCUUUUUUUAAACAGCACAACACAGAGAGAGCGGGCAGCAGCUCAAUCCUCGGGGCAAAAACUACCGUGUUUUAGAGAGAGAGAGCGAAAUUCACAGUUGGGCAUUAAGGAAUGGCAGAAACUGAGGAUAUUCAGCCUCUUGUCUGCGAUAAUGGAACCGGAAUGGUCAAGGCUGGAUUUGCUGGAGAUGAUGCUCCGAGGGCUGUGUUUCCUAGCAUUGUGGGUAGACCUCGACACACUGGAGUGAUGGUUGGGAUGGGACAGAAAGAUGCCUAUGUCGGGGAUGAGGCACAAUCCAAGAGAGGUAUUUUAACUCUAAAAUACCCAAUUGAGCAUGGCAUUGUUAGCAAUUGGGAUGAUAUGGAAAAAAUCUGGCAUCACACCUUCUACAAUGAGUUGCGUGUGGCUCCAGAGGAGCAUCCAGUGCUUCUCACUGAAGCUCCUCUCAACCCAAAGGCCAAUCGUGAGAAAAUGACUCAAAUUAUGUUCGAGACCUUCAACACACCCGCCAUGUAUGUCGCUAUCCAGGCUGUCCUUUCCCUUUAUGCCAGCGGUCGCACAACUGGUAUCGUUCUGGACUCUGGUGAUGGUGUGAGCCACACAGUCCCCAUUUAUGAAGGGUAUGCCCUCCCACAUGCCAUCCUGCGUCUUGACUUGGCAGGACGUGAUCUCACAGAUGCCCUCAUGAAAAUCUUGACCGAGCGUGGUUACUCGUUCACCACUACUGCAGAGCGGGAAAUUGUUAGAGACAUGAAAGAGAAGCUAGCCUACAUCGCGCUUGACUAUGAACAAGAGCUAGAGACAGCAAAGACCAGCUCAUCUGUGGAGAAGAGUUAUGAGCUGCCAGAUGGGCAGGUGAUCACCAUUGGGGCUGAGCGAUUCCGCUGCCCAGAGGUGCUGUUCCAGCCAUCCAUGAUCGGGAUGGAAGCUGCUGGCAUUCAUGAAACCACAUACAACUCCAUCAUGAAAUGUGAUGUGGAUAUUAGGAAGGAUCUGUAUGGAAACAUUGUCCUCAGUGGUGGCUCCACCAUGUUUCCGGGUAUUGCUGACAGGAUGAGCAAGGAGAUUACAGCAUUAGCUCCAAGCAGCAUGAAAAUUAAGGUGGUGGCACCCCCGGAGAGGAAGUACAGUGUCUGGAUCGGAGGCUCCAUUCUGGCUUCCCUCAGCACUUUCCAGCAGAUGUGGAUUUCAAAGGGAGAGUAUGAUGAGUCAGGGCCAUCAAUUGUUCACAGGAAAUGUUUCUAAUCAUGGAAAGGGGAAGGAUGGGAUGAAGACAUUUAUACUAUACAUUUUGUAUUACAAAGAGGUUUCUGAUCAUGUGAUUGCGGAAAAUGGUGCUUUUUUUUUUCCUUGCUUUUGUUUCUAUAUUGAUGUUUUGUAUUUCUCUUUUUCCAUGCUGGGACAAUGAAACAUGUAGGGGCAGCAGAAGAUGCCUAAAAUUCUUUUUUUUUUUUUUUUUUUUUCAUUCCUAUUUUUGGCAUAGAAGAUUUAUGUAUUGUUAUUGUUUUGGUUUGGGUUGAAUCAGGGGAUCUUUGUCAUUCUUCUUCAAGGGUUAUUUUGGUUAAUUAAAGUGAUGUAUACUUUCCAUGUGA